Molecule: messenger RNA, 3304 nt
Organism: Pangasianodon hypophthalmus (striped catfish)
Lineage: Eukaryota; Metazoa; Chordata; Actinopteri; Siluriformes; Pangasiidae
Gene: copb2
Product: COPI coat complex subunit beta 2
Exons: 22
Coding region: 145-2952 (935 amino acids)
Biological process (GO): intra-Golgi vesicle-mediated transport; intracellular protein transport; endoplasmic reticulum to Golgi vesicle-mediated transport
Cellular component (GO): COPI vesicle coat
Molecular function (GO): structural molecule activity; protein binding
Source: RefSeq, a predicted model, not a curated record
ACCCACAAUGCUUUGCGUGGCCACGUCAUCGCUUCCGACAACACGUUUCAGGAAGUUCCACGUCAGAUUAGCGGUGUAGCGGAGAAGCGCAGAGCUGCAGAGCGAAGCGGUGCUGUAGGUUUAUUAUACAGGAGAAGAGCAGACAUGCCUCUCAGGCUGGACAUCAAGCGCAAGCUCACGGCUCGGUCGGACCGCGUGAAAAGCGUGGAUCUCCAUCCCACCGAGCCGUGGAUGCUCGCCAGUCUGUACAACGGCAGCGUGUGCGUCUGGAACCACGAAACACAGACCUUGGUGAAGACGUUCGAAGUGUGUGACCUGCCAGUGAGAGCUGCCAAGUUUGUCGCGAGGAAGAACUGGGUGAUAACUGGAGCAGACGACAUGCAGAUUCGCGUCUUCAACUACAACACGUUAGAGCGCGUGCACAUGUUCGAGGCUCAUUCUGACUACAUCCGCUGCAUCGCCGUGCAUCCUACUCAGCCCUACAUCCUCACGAGCAGUGACGAUAUGCUCAUUAAGCUGUGGGACUGGGAGAAGAAGUGGUCGUGCAGUCAGGUGUUUGAAGGCCACACGCACUACGUCAUGCAGAUCGUCAUCAACCCCAAAGACAACAACCAGUUUGCGAGCGCGUCGCUCGACAGAACCAUCAAGGUGUGGCAGCUGGGUUCCUCUUCCCCCAACUUCACUCUGGAGGGCCACGAGAAAGGAGUCAACUGCAUCGAUUACUACAGCGGAGGAGAUAAGCCCUAUCUCAUUUCAGGAGCUGACGACAGACUGGUGAAGAUCUGGGACUACCAGAAUAAGACGUGCGUGCAGACGCUGGAGGGUCACGCCCAGAACGUGUCCUGCGUCAGCUUCCACCCCGAGCUGCCAAUCAUCGUUACAGGAUCCGAGGACGGCACCGUGCGCAUCUGGCACUCCAGCACCUACCGGCUGGAAAGCACGCUGAACUACGGCAUGGAGCGGGUGUGGUGUGUGUGCGGCCUGCGCGGUUCCAACAACGUCGCGCUCGGUUACGAUGAGGGCAGCAUUAUUAUUAAGCUUGGUCGCGAGGAGCCUGCCAUGUCCAUGGACACCAACGGUAAGAUAAUCUGGGCCAAGCAUUCGGAGGUACAGCAGGCCAACCUGAAGGCCAUGGGAGACACCGAGAUUAAAGACGGAGAGAGACUGCCACUGGCUGUCAAAGACAUGGGCAGCUGUGAGAUCUACCCCCAGACUAUUCAACACAACCCUAACGGAAGGUUCGUGGUGGUUUGUGGAGAUGGAGAGUACAUCAUCUACACAGCUAUGGCUCUGAGGAACAAGAGCUUUGGUUCCGCUCAGGAGUUUGUUUGGGCCCAUGAUUCUUCUGAGUAUGCAAUCAGAGAAAGCAACAGCGUGGUGAAAAUCUUCAAGAACUUUAAGGAGAAGAAGUCCUUCAAGCCUGACUUCGGAGCGGAGGGUAUCUACGGUGGCUUUCUGCUGGGCGUCAGGUCCGUGAACGGCUUGGCUUUCUACGACUGGGAGAACACGGAGCUGAUUCGGCGCAUUGAAAUUCAGCCCAAACAUAUCUUCUGGUCAGACUCCGGAGAGCUGGUGUGCAUCGCCACGGAGGAGUCGUUCUUCAUCUUGCGCUACCUGGCGGACAAAGUGGCCGCAUCACAAGAGUCCAACGAAGGGGUUACCGAGGACGGCAUCGAGGACGCUUUCGAGGUCCAGGGCGAGAUACAGGAGAUUGUGAAGACAGGUCUGUGGGUGGGAGACUGCUUCAUCUACACCAGCUCUGUCAACCGGCUAAACUACUUUGUGGGCGGAGAGAUCGUCACCAUUGCUCACCUGGACAGGACCAUGUACCUGCUGGGCUACAUCCCUAAAGAUGACCGGCUGUACCUGGGAGACAAGGAGCUGAACAUCGUCAGCUACUCGCUGCUGGUGUCCGUGUUGGAGUACCAGACAGCCGUCAUGCGGCGCGACUUCUCCAUGGCGGACAAAGUGCUCCCCACCAUUCCCAAAGAGCAGAGGACCAGGGUGGCCCACUUCCUGGAGAAGCAGGGUUUCAAACAGCAGGCACUGGCCGUGUCUACUGACCCAGAGCACAGGUUUGAGCUUGCUCUACAGCUCGGGGAGCUGAAGAUUGGCUACCAGCUCGCCGUAGAAGCCGAGUCUGAACAAAAGUGGAAGCAACUGGCAGAGCUGGCCAUCAGUAAGUGCCAGUUUGGCUUGGCACAGGAGUGCCUUCAUCACGCCCAGGACUACGGAGGCCUGCUGCUGCUGGCUACAGCCUCUGGCAACGCCGCGAUGGUGAGCAAACUGGCUGAAGGUGCUGAACGCGACGGCAAGAACAACGUCGCCUUCAUGACCUACUUCUUACAGGGGAAGUUGGACCAGUGUCUGGAACUUCUGAUCAGGACCAAUCGCCUGCCGGAGGCCGCCUUCCUCGCUCGCACCUACCUGCCCAGCCAAGUGUCCAGAGUGGUAAAGCUGUGGAGAGAGAGUCUGUCAAAAGUCAACCAGAAAGCUGGAGAGUCACUGGCCGACCCCACUGAAUACGAGAACCUGUUCCCUGGGCUGAAGGAGGCUUUCCUGGCUGAGCAGUACCUCAGAGAGACCUCUCUGGGCAAGAGCAGACCUGCCACUGACUACCCCCUGGUCACGCCCAAUGAGGAGCGGAACGUGCUAGAAGAAGCCAGCGGUUAUGAACCCAAAAACAUCCUUCCCACCCACACACAGCAGACCGCUGGCCCUGAGGAGGCUGCAGUAGAAGCAGAAGUAUCAGCAGUCAGAGCUGCUCCUGUAGUUACUCCGGUAGCUAGUGUGGCUCCUCCACAGCCUGAACCUGCUAAAAAAGUGGAGGAAGACAUUACACAGUUUAGAGAAAAGACUCUGGAGGAGCUGGAGGACGACCUGGACAACCUGGAGCUGGACGACAUCGACACUACAGACGUCAACCUGGACGACGACUUCUUAGACGACUGAUCGCAUAGCGAGACGUUCAGUUUUAUUUAAAAGACCAAGCCUUUUUUUGUAUUUGUUGUCCUGUCGUUAAUCAGAAAGUCUCCCAGAAGUCAGGAUAUGGAAGGGUGAUGUGGACUGAGAGGGAUAUCUUUUGGGGACAAGCUGUGUGUCGGGAAAAAUAUGGAGAAAUCUUUGUCAAGUCAGAGUUUUGUACUAAAUGCAGGAUCUUCUUGUUUAUUCCUUCUUCUUCACUUGCUUUUUUUUUUUUUUUUUUUUUUUUGCCUUUACAUCAAACUGUACAUUUCGAGUCAUAUCUGACCAUGUGAAUCCGCUUGAUUCAAGUACUCAAUAAAUAUAUGCAUUAAUCUAUAAA